This is a messenger RNA of Nerophis ophidion (straightnose pipefish), 3060 nucleotides long. RefSeq names its product cytoplasmic polyadenylation element-binding protein 1-like. Lineage: Eukaryota; Metazoa; Chordata; Actinopteri; Syngnathiformes; Syngnathidae. Gene Ontology annotation, molecular function: mRNA 3'-UTR binding; translation factor activity, RNA binding; ribosome binding. The coding region runs from base 129 to 1847 and encodes 572 amino acids. The record is from RefSeq and is a predicted model, not a curated record. The transcript is spliced from 12 exons. Gene Ontology annotation, biological process: negative regulation of cytoplasmic translation. Gene Ontology annotation, cellular component: cytoplasm; nucleus; neuron projection.
GUCAGUUAAGUGAUUAGCUGAGCGCACGUUCACCACAUUGACACUAAUUAGCAGGUCUUGAUAAGUAUGACUUUUUGUGGCCCUCAGUCGUUCUUAGCGCUCCUUUGGCCUCGCUCUAUCCCCGCAGCAUGGCUUUUUCCUUGAGAAACGAGCCUCGCAGCCCCGACGCGGAGUCCACGGCCUUGUCGACCUGCGUCAACGCCGACAUCUUCCGCAGGAUGAACACCAUGUUGGGCAACUCCCUGGACCUGAGCGGUGUGUGUACCACACCCAAUAGCACCAAGAGCAAGGCGGACCUGCUGUGUGAGUCAGACCUGGCUGCAGUGGGCAGCAGGAGGAUGCUCUUUGCCAACCGUGGCAGAAUGUCCGGCUCCCAGGAAAUGCAGUCACCCAGACUCCAGCCGAGCAUGACAGACCUGGGCCUGGGCCUGCAGUCUCUUCGUUUGUCUGGCUGGGACAGACCCUGGAGCAGCCAGGAGACUGAGUCCCUCUCCUUUCCCCAUGUUCAGACGACCUCUCCCUCAAUGCUGGGCAUCCUGAACAGUCCCUUCAGUAGUCUUCUUGGAAAGCCGCCAGCCUACAUGCCUACAGAGUCCAUGGGUAUGACUGCUGACUUCCUGGAGAAGUUCCCUGGCAUGGCUCGUAUAGCUAACCGCCUGGACUCAAGCUCCUUUCUGGACUCACGCUCCAGCAGCCCCGAAGACUCUGAGACGAGUGGCUUCAGCUCUGGUUCCGACCACCUCUGUGACAUGCUGUCCACUUUGCGGAUUUCGCCUCCUCUGCCUUACCUUGGAUCAAACAUGCAGAAGGAUUUUCUGCGACUGGGAUCCCGCUUGGACUCCCAGGACAGCUCUCCCCUGACCCCACCAUCCAGCGCCAGUCCAACUUCUGCACUUUCCCGCCGCUGGCGCACUGGCUCUUCCUGGCCUGGCGCAGACAUGCUUGACCAAUCUGACGAUUCUUUUAGUAUUGAAAGGGAGGCACGCCUUCACAGACAAGCUGCAGCUGUGAAUGAAGCUACUUUCACCUGGAGUGGUCAGCUGCCCCCAAGAAACAACAAGGAUCCACUCUUCUCCUGCAAGGUUUUUCUUGGUGGUGUACCCUGGGACAUCACUGAAGCUGGGCUCAUAAACACAUUCAGCGGCUACGGUCCUCUGACUGUGGAGUGGCCUGGUAAGGAUGGGAAACACCCUCGCUGUCCUCCCAAAGGUAAUGUGGCCAAAGGCUACGUUUACCUGGUUUUUGAAAAUGAGAAGUCUGUUCGUGGCUUGCUUCAUGCUUGCUCCCAGGACCCGUUUCACCCAGAGGAUAACAGGGAAUACUACUUCAAAAUGUCUAGUCGCAGAAUGCGCUGCAAGGAUGUGCAGGUUAUUCCCUGGGUGAUUUCUGACAGCAACUAUGUGCGCUGUCCCGCCCAGCGUUUGGACCCCAGCAAAACGGUUUUUGUGGGUGCCCUGCAUGGCAUGCUUAAUGCUGAAGCACUUGCCAGCAUUAUGAACGAUCUGUUUGGAGGAGUCAUGUAUGCAGGCAUUGACACAGACAAACACAAAUAUCCCAUAGGCUCUGGACGUGUGACUUUUAACAAUCAGCGCAGUUAUCUGAAGGCUGUGUGCGCAGCCUUUGUGGAGAUCAAAACACCAAAGUUUACGAAAAAGGUCCAGAUUGAUCCUUACUUGGAAGACUCCAUGUGUCAAGUUUGCCUCCGCCAACCUGGGCCUUUCUUCUGCAGAGACCAGGCCUGCUUCAAGUAUUACUGCCGCUCCUGCUGGCACUGGCAGCACUCCAUGGACAUCCUCAGCAACCACCGCCCUCUCAUGCGCAACCAGAAGAACCGAGAUUCCAGCUAGGUGCCCCAGACGGGCGAGAGAAAGUCCCCCUCGGGCGAGGCUGCCGAGCGACCAAGGAGCGCACGUGCCGGCCGCCCCUCGGCGUGAGGGGCGGGGCACUCCACCAGGCACUGGGAUGUAUCACUGUAGGAAAUGUUCACUUUUUUGCACUUGCUCAUUUCUGCUGUUCACAGUUGGCACUAUGCACCGUCACCUUGUCGUGAGAGACGAGGGCGCGUUCACUUUACAGCAUUUUCUCUGACCUCGCCAGCAAAGAUGCACAUGAAGCUCAGCUCAAAGGUUAGGAAGCGGAUGAAAAUGCCUUUUUUUUUUUUUUUUUUUUUUUUUUGUCUUUUGUGUUGCAUAGUGAAGAGCGAUCACACAAGUCUCAUGCCGUUCAUUGGCAGACGCCAUACAGUGCCUUUAACUUUUUACUUUUUCUCCUUCCCCCGGUUGGCCCUUUUUUUUUUUUUUCCAGUGCGAGCCAACUGGCGUUUCUUUCUUUGGGAGUUGAAGGUUGGGCUUCAUUUAACCAGUCGCAUUUCAGACUUUUACGCAGUUUUUUACUCAUUUGUACACGCAGCGGUUUUAAGUCAUAACAUGAACAAUUUAAACUUGGAUUUGAAUUCUACCUGGUGGAUGUUUAGGAUAAAAUAUUUUUUUUAUUUUCCCCGCAUUUUUCCUGACUUUUUUUUAAUUGCCUUGCCAGAUUUCAAACUUGACAGGCACAAAGUUGCAAGCUAGGUUGCUUUGUUGCAGUUUCUAUUAAAGGUUUCAACAGUGCUGGAUACUGCUUCACUGAUCCAUUAGCUUUCUACUGAUGGAUCUUUGUUGUAUUGCUUUUUUUUUUUGCACUUUUUUAAUUUGCACUAGUGGAGAGAGGUGGCAUUGGUUUUAAUCACAUUUGUGCAUUGGCCGGGGAACACGCACACGUCAGCUGCUUGGUUCCUGUUCCGCUUGGCUGAUUGAGUAGUCCACCAGACCCUGAGUAGACCCAGUAAAACAUCCCAACUUACUGAACCUUCUUUGCCUUCCUGUUCCAUUUGGACGUGAUUGCAUAAGCUGUGUGCCAAAGAAUGUUUUUGUUUUUUUGUUUUCAUUGGGUUGAUCAUGCUGAGCUUAUUGUCCCGUAAGCCAGCUGCUUUUUAGAGUUUUGAAAGUCUACCUCAUUGUGGUCUGCUUAAAGUUGUGGAGUAUGUUCAGAUUGGGCACAAUAAAGGUGUUUCAGCAUUAA